AUGAGGAACCUGAAAACAAUUGCGUACGAUGAGACCCGAUUGAAAGAAAACUUGCCAUUGACAGCCACAGCCUGGGAUGCUGGAACCGACACCAUUAUCUGUGCCUUUGGGCCCACCCCAACACAGCCAGUCAUUGAACUCAAACGGAGGCAUCCUACCUCAUCCUCUGAAAAAGACUUCAUGAACAUAACUUCUUGGGAUGCUCCGUGUCCUCUACCGGAUCUGGAAUGCGAUGAGAUUUUACUUUUACAACACUUCAGCGAUAUAGCGACAUCAUGCCUUGUCCUGGCUGGCGGCGAUGUCAUUGUUGUCCGGGAAGACCCCUCUCCGGAGCAAGAAAAGAUCGAAAUCGUCGGGAGUGUUGAUGUUGGCAUUUCUGCCGCCUCAUGGGCUCCGGAUGAGGAGCUCCUAGCCAUUGUCACACGAGCAGAUACGCUAGUGUUGAUGAGCAGGAACUUUGAGCCGCUUAAUGAAGCCACACUCAGGCCGGAGGACUUGAAGGUUUCCAAACAUGUCUCGGUCGGCUGGGGCAAAAAGGAGACUCAGUUCCAAGGCAAAAGAGCCAAAGCAAUGCGUGACCCUACGAUGCCCGAGACUGUCGACGAGGGAAAACCAAGCCCGUGCGAAAAUGGCAAGGCGACUGUCAGCUGGCGCGGUGACGGUCAGUAUCUCGCCAUCAACAGCGUCGUCCCGGACCAUCGCCGAGUCAUCAGAGUCUUCUCGCGCGAAGCUGUACUGGACAGUGCUAGUGAGCCGGUGGAUGGUAUGGAGAGUGCGUUGAGCUGGAGACCAUUCGGUAAUCUGAUUGCUGCGAUCAAACGGUCAGAUGCCAAAAUCGAGGUCAUCUUCUUCGAAAGGAAUGGCCUUCGUCACGGCCAGUUCGAACUCCGCUUGACUAAAGAAGAGAUGGACUCUUGGGCGUCCGAAAUAUCUCUGUCAUGGAACAACGAUUCGAGUGUCCUGGCAGUCUCGUUCAAGGAUAGGGUACAGUUCUGGACCAUGGGCAACUACCACUACUACCUUAAGCAAGAAGUCCAGCUUCAUUCUCACCAGAGCAAAGCAGCCCUUAGGUGGCAUCCAGAGACGCCACUUAGGUCCUGCUUCGGAGCGUCGGAGUAUCUUCUCGACCUGUCAUUCCUUUCCGCCGUGACACGAGGGAGCACUGUUCCGCCAUCGGACCACGGAAUCGUCAGUGUUAUUGAUGGCAAGACAUUGAAGCUUACACCUUCCAAGCAGUCAGGCGUUCCUCCACCGAUGUCAUUCUGUGAUGUGCCGUUUGGGUUCAACAUUGUUGAUUCGGCCGUUAGUCGGAAUGGACAGAAAAUCGCUGUUCUGACAACAGACACGCUUGAACUGUGCCAGUGGGUGACUCGAUCGACCCCCAAAGGCGAGCUCCGGUUCACGGCCAAUGUCCAGGCCCAUUCAAUCCCCCUUCCACGUGGUGGCGAAGACUCUCAGAAACCUCUGCGGCAUACUCAAGUGGUUCUCAAGGACGAAGACGAAGUAUAUAUUCUGGCGCCCAGGCAAGCCACUCAGCCAGCUACAUGUCAUAAGCUCGUCUGGCACGAUGAUUUGACGACUGCUCAAUUUGAGGAGGUUUCGGUGCCUUCCGAAUCUCAGAACCUCCUCCUCGACGUAUCUUUCGAAUGUGUCUUCUGUACCGAUCCCAGUCAAGAUGCCACAUCGUUACUAGCGGAUGGAAACUCAGUCGAACAAACUCGUCUGAGAGGAAGUCAACCGAACAGCUGUCUCUUCUCGCUUCCUGUCAAUGCAUCCAACGGAGGACUGAAUGGACAUGGGAAUCGUGGCGGCCAACAAUACCACAAAGUGUCACUGACACCCAAGGGGAACUUACUCGUGGACGACAUCAUCCUCGCGCGCGAAUGCACCUCUUUCAUCCUCACGUCAGCGCACCUCAUUUUCACGACUUCGCAGCACCUCCUGAAGUUUGUCCACCUGGCCAAGCCGGCGGACAUGCAGGUGCCCAAGGACACGCCCGAAGUGGAUGAGAGAUGCCGCAACGUCGAGCGCGGGGCCAAAAUCGUCACCGUCAUCCCGUCCGUGUACGCGCUCAUCCUCCAGAUGCCGCGUGGCAAUCUCGAAACCAUAUACCCGCGAUUACUCGUCUUGACAGGGAUCCGGCAUCACCUCAAGCAGCAGGACUACCUGGCUGCAUUCCUAGCAUGUCAGACGCACCAAGUCGACAUGAACAUCCUGCACGAUUACGACCCCGAGACGUUCCUGGCCAACGUGCCCAAGUUCAUCGAUCAGUUGAAGAAGGCAAGCCGCGUGGACGAAUUUUUGUCCAAAUUGAAAGACGAGGACGUGACUCAAACAUUGUACCGGGACACUCUUACUCUUCAACCCCAGUCGCAAGCUCAACCUCAACUUCAAUCUGGGACAGGUCCAAGUCCUCCCAACCAGCCCACUUCAACCAACAAAGUCAACAAGAUAGCCGAUGCGUUCAUCUCAGCACUAACAUCCCAGCCAUCGCCACUAUCGACCGAACAUCUCCAGAACAUCAUUACGGCACACGUCACCAAACGGCCACCGGACCUAAACUCGGCAUUGACACUUGUCUCGUCUCUACGACAGACAUCUGAAGAAGAAGCCGACCUGGCAGUCGCACACCUAUGCUUCCUGACGGACGCGAACCGACUAUUCGACGCAGCAUUGGCCCUAUACGACCUGGACCUGACACUCCUAGUGGCGCAAAACGCACAGCGCGAUCCGCGCGAGUACAUGCCAUUCCUGCAAUCUUUGCAAGAUCUGCCCGUUCUACGGCGCCGUUUCCAGAUCGACAACCACCUGAAACGAUACAGCAAAGCCCUAGUCUCCCUUCACGCACUGGAAGCCCACGACGAAGUCACGACCUACACGGUCAAACACAACCUAUACACCGUGGCGAUGGACCUGUACAAAUACGACCGGGCGCACCUGGACGCCAUGACCCGACUAUACGCGGAACAUCUGGCCAAUUUGUCGCAACACAACUCGGCCGCGACGCUGUUCGAGUCCCUGGGCGACUAUGAGGCCGCCUACCCUUUGUACGCCCUGGCGCCCAACAAGUGGCGCGAAGCCCUCUUUUGCGCAAGUUUGGUACAGCCACCUCUGGAAAAGAACAAGGUACACAGCCUUGCGGCCUCUCUGGCAACAAACUGCGCCGACGUCUCAAGGGACUAUCGCGCCGCAGCGACCAUCACCAUGGAAUAUUUGGACGACGUCCCCGCCGCCGCCAGGUUGCUGUGCAAGGGUUCCUAUUUCGCGGACGCCAUGCGCAUUCUGGCUAUGAGGCCAACCCUAGUCCCCGAGAUCCCCACCAUUGUCGAUUCGGGGUUGACCGAAAAGUUCGGUGAAAUCCUAGAGCUCGUCGCAGACUGUAAAGCCCAAUUGAACGCUCAGAUCCCGCGUAUUCAGGAACUGCGCAAGAAGAAAGAGGAAGACCCCUUGGCUUUCUAUGGAGGCGAUCCUAGUCUCAUGUCUGCUGCGGAGGGUGGAGCCGGGGUCGAUAUCCCAGACAAUAUCUCCCUCGCGGCCACAGAUGCAAGCACCCUCGGCGGUCAGAGUCUGUUCACGCGCUACGGUUCGAAUGCAAGCAAGUUCGGCGGCACCGUCGCGUCCAAUGUCUCGCGGAAGACGUCAAAAACUAAACGCCGCGAAGAGAGGAAGCGUGCCCGCGGUAAAAAGGGCAGUGUCUACGAGGAGGAAUACCUGGUCGCCAGUGUCGGCCGCCUGAUUGAAAGGGUCAAUGGUGUGCAUGACGAGGUCAAGAGGUUGAUCAGUGGUCUUUUGCGUCGUGGUAUGCGCGACCAGGCUGCAAAGGUGGAUGAGGUGCUCAAAGAUGUUUGUGAACAAUGCUCCAAAGCCAGACUCGAGGUUUGGCAGCUUCCUCAGCCGGAUGUGGUUCAGCCGGACAAUGUCUACGAUGUCCAGGGCGAGGGUCGGCCUCCUGGAGCCGACGGCGUCUUUUGGGAAAGCCAACAGGAGACCAUGAAGCCGAAGGAGGCUCCCGAGGUCAAGUCCUGGGCUGCCAGUGACCUACUUGCGUCUCAGUUACCUAGGUAG
This is a messenger RNA of Exophiala dermatitidis NIH/UT8656, 4065 nucleotides long. RefSeq names its product elongator complex protein 1. The record is from RefSeq and is a predicted model, not a curated record. Gene Ontology annotation, cellular component: elongator holoenzyme complex; cytosol. Gene Ontology annotation, molecular function: tRNA binding. The coding region runs from base 1 to 4065 and encodes 1354 amino acids. Lineage: Eukaryota; Fungi; Ascomycota; Eurotiomycetes; Chaetothyriales; Herpotrichiellaceae. The transcript has a single exon. Gene Ontology annotation, biological process: tRNA wobble base 5-methoxycarbonylmethyl-2-thiouridinylation.